This is a messenger RNA of Notodromas monacha, 2139 nucleotides long. NCBI's taxonomy places the organism in Eukaryota, Metazoa, Arthropoda, Ostracoda, Podocopida, Cyprididae. The record is from the annotation of a GenBank genome assembly.
GCAGACGGAGGCUAUAGUCGCAGUUCGGCAGAACGCGUAUAGCUUUACCAUCGCCAGUGUUGCGCCUGUGUCGUGUUGAGAGAAGACACUGGUCCUGUCGGGCGUGAAACACAAAACAAUGCGGUAGUCGGCGUGGGGGGGACACCGGAAGAAGAAGAAGAAGAAGAGGCGGUAAGGGACGACACUUACUGGGGGUGGCAGGAAUCGAGGAGCAGCGCCGACGUCGGCAGAGCAGACGCAAGAGCGCGGGGUGGCGGUCCUGCUUUAGCCGUGAAUAGAAAAAAAAAAAAAAAAACGCGAAGAUGAUCGACAUGGUGCGAGGCUUGGUCGGGGUGGCGUCCCCCUUCCUGGCGCCGAUGUGGAACGUCAUCUCUGUGGUGGCUGUGUCUGCGCUCGUGUACUUUGCCAUUUAUCGAUUGGCGUGCAUGGGUGUCGCCACUUUCAUUCAGAACUUCUUCCCUAUCCCGAGUCUCGUGAAAUUUGGCAAAUGGGCUGUUGUUACGGGGGCAACGGAUGGCAUUGGCAAAGCGUAUGUCCAGGAGUUGGCGCGGAAAGGACUCAAUGUGGUGCUCAUCAGCCGCUCCAAGGAUAAACUUGAAAAAGUGGCAAAGGAGAUUGAAAAUGAAUUCCGCGUGGAGACCAAGAUCAUCGACGUGGACUUCACCGAGACCACCAUCUAUGAGCGAAUCCGCAAGGAGCUGGACGGCCUGGAGAUUGGCAUUUUAGUGAACAAUGUCGGGAUGUCGUAUCCGUACCCGGAACUGCUGCUGGACAUUCCCAACGGGGACCGGCGGUGCAUGGACCUCAUCAACUGCAACACCACCUCCAUGGUCAUGAUGUCGCGCAUGCUCAUGCCGCAAAUGGAGCAGCGCCAAAACGGACUCGUCAUCAACAUCUCGUCCAUUUCUGGCCUGUGCGGCGUCCCGCUGCUCACUGUCUACGCCGCCACGAAGUCAUUCGUGGAGACCUUCAGCACGAGUCUAGAGUACGAGUACAAGGAACGCGGGAUUUUGGUGCACCUGGCGAUCCCGGGCUACGUGGCGACGGCCAUGAGUGGCGUCCGAGAGCCGACUAUCUAUGUGCCGUCGGCGACGGACUUUGUGCGCGGAGACCUCCGCAGCAUCGGAUGGCUCAACAGAACCGGUGGCUACUGGUUCCACAACCUCACGGUCAUGCUGAUCGAUGGUGGGAAGUACUUCUUGCCCCAGACGAUGAAGAGCAUCAUGUGGUACUUCUUGCACCCGAGUCGCAUGAAGGUGCUCAACCGACAAAACAAGAAGCUCAAGGGCACGUGAAGUUUGUCUUCAUGCCAGUCCGUGUUUGCCGGAAACGUCUUCCCCAUUCGGCACCCAGUCAGAGACAAAAAUACUUCCAUUUCUUUCACAUACCGAGACAAGAUGACGAAGCAGUUGCUUUUUUUUCGCAUUUUUCUUCUGUGUCUAUUUAAAAGAACAGAAAAAGAAGGACUCGAGAGUUGAGUAUUUUUAAUCACGUGGGAAAAUCAUGAGACUUCUGAUGAAACAAAAGCUGUCAUUUCCAUGGAACAUCGCGGAAGUGUGCAUGUACUUCAAUGUGAAACUCGAUCUUUUCGCUGGACGCGAAGUAGAAUAUUUUUCCACUCAUAUCAUCACACCAUUUUACUCGAUAUUUUUUGGUACGACGAGAAGCUCAUUUCUUUCCCUUCUUUAAUUUUAAAAUAUUGCUGGGUACUCCUCAGGAUUUGAAAAUUGCGUGGAGUCUUCUUUGAUCGCUGACCAAGCUCUACCUGCAUACGUAUGCUAAAGUAUAAUCGACCUGUCAUGAUCAUAAUUUUCUUCGCUUUCAUUCAAACUGAAUUGUUGAAAUGCGUUCCGCGGGUCGGACACUUGAAUAUUUUAGGGCUAUGAUUCGUACUAGGUGAUGGACGAACUUUGAGACUGAGUGAGAUUGAUUCGAUUGGCAGACGGCUUUCUGCAAUGCUUGCCGAGUCAUAAAACUUCAAUUAAAAUCUCUUUGUUGCCUUUGUUUACAAUUCUUGGCUGUUAUUCCGAUUGUUUGCGUUGUUCCUCAUUUUUCAAAAGUGCGCGUGAUGGAUUUUUUGCUACAUAAGACAUUUUAUUCCAAGUGAGAAAAUAAAAAGCGAUCAAAAUUGGAUUAGAA